Molecule: messenger RNA, 1443 nt
Organism: Salvia miltiorrhiza (redroot sage)
Lineage: Eukaryota; Viridiplantae; Streptophyta; Magnoliopsida; Lamiales; Lamiaceae
Product: protein PHR1-LIKE 2-like
Exons: 6
Coding region: 345-1259 (304 amino acids)
Molecular function (GO): DNA-binding transcription factor activity; DNA binding
Source: RefSeq, a predicted model, not a curated record
CCAUGUUACCUCUCCCUUCUCUCUCACACACCACACACACUUCCCACGCCUACAUGUACUACCUUCGACCCAUAGAUAUAUAUAAAGACAAAUACUGGCCAAAAUAACAGACAAAGACAGUACAGAACAAGACAUCGCUGUCUUGUUUCCUCCCGACCCCCACCCCUACCCCCACCCCACCACCUUUCCUAACUUCAAAAACUAACCAUAACUCCUCCAAAACCACACAAAACUGGAUUUUCUUUCCCAUCCCGUCUCACUUCGCAGCUCCUUCAAUCUUGCUGACAUAUUUUCUUCAAAGAAAACCCCUUACUCUUAGAGAGAGAGGGAGUGAUAGAGAGAGAAUGUAUUCGGCUUUGCCAAUACACAGUUUGGCAGUGGAGGCGGGAGGGGGGGAUUAUCCGGGACCGUUGGACGGCACCAACUUGCCUGGAGAUGCGUGUCUCGUCCUCUCCACUGAUCCUCGCCCGCGCCUGCGCUGGACGGCCGACCUCCAUGAGAGAUUUGUCGACGCCGUCACGCAGCUCGGCGGCGCUGAUAAAGCGACACCAAAAACAAUUAUGAGAACCAUGGGAGUAAAAGGCUUGACUUUGUACCAUUUGAAAUCUCAUCUUCAGAAAUACCGGAUGGGGAAACAAGCGGGCAAGGAAUUAACUGAAGUCUCAAAAGAAGUAUCUUGUAUCGCUGAGAGUCAGGAUACAGGUUCGUCUACAUCAACUUCAUCAAAAAUGAUGGCCCAAGAUAUCAACGAUGGUUACCAGGUAACUGAGGCUUUGCGCGUGCAGAUGGAAGUUCAACAACGAUUGCACGAGCAGCUAGAGGUUCAGCGACGCCUGCAGAUCCGGAUAGAAGCACAAAGCAAGUACCUACAGUCGAUCCUCGACAAAGCUUGUAAAGCACUCGAUGAUCAGGCAGUGGCCUCAGCUGGGCUGGAGGCUGCCCGGAGAGAGCUCUCCGAUCUAGCAAUCAAGGUCGCACACGACUGUAAUGGCGUGUUGUCCGUGCCUCCCGUGUCCUGUGAUGCCUCGGAUACGACAGAUGGGCACAGCAUUCCACGCCUGCCUGCCCGGCUUGGUGACUGCUCCAUGGACAGCGGCAUGAUGUCAUCAAAUGGGAGCCCGAUUUCUCCCUCGACUCUCGAGUCACAGGCGGCUGCGGCGCUCAAGAAAAGACCGCGCCCUUUGUUCAGCUCCGGGGAGACGAUGCCUAUUGACGGCAGUAUGAGGCCGGUGGAGUGGAUGAUGUCAAAUUUUGGAUGAAGCAUUAAAAUUCAAGAAUGGAGAAGGGUUGGUUUGCCUUAAUCUUGUUAUUAUCAGUUGUUUGUACAUUUCUCCAAAAAGAUGAUAGGAAGCACUUUUGAAGUGGAAUUGAUCCUUCUCUGUAUUCAUUGGGACAAUGACUCGUAUAUUAUAGUGAAAGUGCAGAAUUCUUUGGAUAUCUCAA